CUGACGUAUCGCAGAGCAAGCAGUUCUGUCAACAGGUGCCCCCAGCCAGCUGUAUAAAGAGGGCUCCGCGAGGUGCAGCGUUUUCAUUUCAGCACCAUGGAGAGCUACCGGCUGCUCGCUUUGCUGAGCGCCGCGGUGCUGCUGCUGGUGGGCGUCAAAGGGCAGGAGGAGCCGGAGCUCCAGCCGCGAGGCUUGGACAUCUACUCCACGAUGGAGGACACUUCUCACGAGAAGGAGCUGAUCGAGGCGCUGCAGGAAGUUCUGGAGAAGCUGAAAAGCAAGCGGCUCCCGCAUUACGAGAAGAAGUAUGGCCAAGUCCCCAUGUGCGAUGCUGGAGAGCAGUGUGCCGUGCGGAAAGGAUCCAGGAUCGGAAAGCUGUGUGACUGCCCCAGAGGAACAUCUUGUAACACUUUUCUCUUGAAGUGCUUGUAAAGAAAUGCCCCUCCCUCAACCAUUGGAGAACAGAGAAAGAUCCAGUUUUGCCUUGCCUGAAGGAUCAUACCUGUGACACCGAGGCGGGUGGGGUGGGGUGGAGUAUCCAUCACACACACACACAGGAAAAAAGGAGACAGUUCUAUUUAACUGUUGCCAGUGCAUUACCUUUUAGGAUGUCUGACAUUUUUCUGUGCCGCCAUUUCUUCUCCAUCUUGCCGUUUGAUUUUCUUCCCUGUGUCCAUCUUCGUUCUUCCCAUGCCUCUGUAUCUCUGUGCAAAGAAGCUCAAAUGAUAUUUUGAAAUUAGUAUUUUUGUAUGUGGAAUAUCCUCAUGACAACUAGAUCUAGGGAGCGUCCGUUAACCUGUCUACCUUCUUUGCAGCCGAUGGCCCGAGAGACAGGACACGUCGGAGGUUGCAACACAUAAACAAUAAACAGGACAGUGUCUGUUAAUACCUUUUUCAUUAAAGCGCACCAAGGAAAAUGUGUAUAUGAGCAGUAAGUAAACAAAGGCAUCAUUCCAAAGCACCCUGUGGGCCAGUCCUUUUGUCUCUGUUUGGUAACACCUUCACCCCAUGCCUGCACCUUUUUUGGUGGGCAGCCAAAUUCUUGAAUAAAAUAAAAUAAAAAGCAAUGGAAGCUAAUUGCAUACUGCAUGCUAGGAUUCUAGGUGCAAUUAGAAACUAGGAAUGAUUUUUCUUGACCAAGUGUGCAAUGGAUCACCCUGUGAUGUUGCCAUUUCAAAGGGCAAGUGUAUGUAAUAGUAACUGCAUUGCAAACAUGUCACUAUGGUGACUUCAUGUUAAACAACAUCAGCAAGUGACUCUGUAUGGAUUAGCCACCCAUGUUAUUUCAUGUUUGCUUCUUCGAUACUAAAUUCACGUGGUAUGAAAACAGUCCUACGUUGAAAACCGUGUACGGUUGAUCUGCAGCAGGCUUCAAAAUCUGAAAUAAUUGGAAGAAAUGCUUAAUAUGUACCCAAAUUAGGUUUUGGAGGAGCCACAAGGGAAAAGAGAGGAAUAUUGCUCAAAUCUUCCUCUGUAUAAACUCCAGUUGUUGGGUCUUCCUUUCUCAACAGUGAAAAAGCAUACAGGUUCAAGGAGAACAAGGGUCUUCUUCAAAUUGACCAAAAUGUCUAGGCUUUUACCAACAGUUUUACUUGUAAGAAAG
Podarcis raffonei (Aeolian wall lizard) is the source of this 1603-nucleotide messenger RNA. RefSeq names its product CART prepropeptide (gene CARTPT). Gene Ontology annotation, molecular function: neuropeptide hormone activity. Gene Ontology annotation, biological process: adult feeding behavior; positive regulation of MAPK cascade; negative regulation of appetite. The transcript has 3 exons. The coding region runs from base 97 to 432 and encodes 111 amino acids. NCBI's taxonomy places the organism in Eukaryota, Metazoa, Chordata, Lepidosauria, Squamata, Lacertidae. The record is from RefSeq and is a predicted model, not a curated record.